AUGACCGUAAUUAACAGCAUAAAUCAACAGUCAACCUCCUUGCAACUUCAACCAUCUCCCAGUCCUUUGGAUAGUCAUGGGUUCUCCCAUCCGACACCCGCCGAUCAAGUAAGCAGAACGUGCACAGCAGGUGUGGAGAUUUCUACAGCAUUAGGAGCAGGACACUGCGAUGAAGUGAUGGCCGUCGACCAAUUUUUUGACGUAAAAACGCAAGCUGCUGUGAACUUGUCCCCACUACUCACAGAGGAUGCGUUUGGUUCCACUCCGGGACUCAUCCUCGAAUCCAUUCAAUGUUGA
Molecule: messenger RNA, 297 nt
Organism: Necator americanus (New World hookworm)
Lineage: Eukaryota; Metazoa; Nematoda; Chromadorea; Rhabditida; Ancylostomatidae
Exons: 5
Coding region: 1-297 (98 amino acids)
Source: RefSeq, a predicted model, not a curated record